AUGCCGCGCUUCGUACUGUGCGUCAGGCUCAAGGCGGGCCUGCUGGGGGUGGGCUUCGAGCAGGAGGUGCAGCUGUUUGCGUGGGGCAGGGAUGAGGGCCCCGGGGGGGCGAAGGGCCAGGAUCUGCGGCUGGCGGACGACGACCCCCUGGUGGUCGAGCUCAGGUGCAGGAUUGAAGGGGAUGGUGGGACGGUGGAGAGCCUGAGGCUGGGGGGCGAGAGGUGCGACGAGGCGUUCCUGCGGCGCUGGCUGACGGCCAAGGGGAGGGACGUCGAGGUCGCCACGGCCGCCAUACGGGCGCACGCGGAGUGGAGGGCCAAGUACGUGCCCUGCGGGAGGAUCACGGAGGAGGAAAUCGCAGGAGAGCUUGCUGCGAAGAAGGUGUACUUGCAGGGCUGUGAUGACAAGGGACGGCCCCUUGUCAUCUUCUUGGGCAGCAAGCACACCAUGGCUGAACGAAAUGUUGAGGAAACUCAGCGACUUAUAUGCUACACCAUGGACAAUGCUGGACUGAUGUCGGACAACUCAGAGGGUGGCGAUGGCAAAGUGUAUUGCCUAUUCGACUUGACUGGACUGAACUUGGAAAACCUUGAUGCCCAGGGUUUUUCAGCAAUCUUUGACGUUCUUGAGAAGCAUUAUCCUGAGAGGUAG
This is a messenger RNA of Ostreobium quekettii, 651 nucleotides long. The record is from the annotation of a GenBank genome assembly. NCBI's taxonomy places the organism in Eukaryota, Viridiplantae, Chlorophyta, Ulvophyceae, Bryopsidales, Ostreobiaceae.